AUGAAGCUUCCAUUCGACGGAGAUUUGGAUCCUCGAACUUUGCCCUUUCCAACUCUAAUUGACCAUUAUGUCAAGACCAAGCCCGAUGCUAUCUACGCCGAAUACCCCAUUAAUCCUACAAGCUACGAUGAGGGUUAUCGAAAAAUAACUUACAAAUCAUUUGGCAACGCGGUCAAUGGCCUCGCGAAAUUUCUGGUCGAGUCAUUGGGGCCCGGGAAUGGCGAAGUGUUAGCCUACGUGGGUCCAAACGACAUACGAUACCCUGCUUUGGUUGUAGGCGCUCUGAAAUCCGGCUACUGCAUGUUUAUGACUUCCCCCCGGAAUAGUGCUGAGGCUCAUCGGUCUCUACUAAAAACUCUGGACUGCAACACACUGUUGACUCCUGUGCCUCGACCCCCCUUUAUCGGAGCUAUCUUGGAAGCCCAUCCAGUGAACACUCUAGAUAUUCCGAGUCUGGAGACACUACUAACAUCCGAGUACCCUCAUUUUGAGUUUUCAAAGUCUCUUUCCGAAGUGCUGCAUGAGAAAUUUGCGAUCGUUCACACCUCAGGGUCAACAGGUAUCCCCAAACCCAUUAUCUGGAAGAACGAUAGUGGCGUGAAAAACAUGAACAUGCAAUUUCUUCAGCCUCCUGAAGGCUCUGAAUCACAAGAGUCAUUAUCCUUUGGAAAGAGAUUAUAUAUGACUCUACCUCCAUUCCAUGCUGCUGGAUUAGCCUACAUGCUAUUACUUAAUGUGCCCGCAGAUGUCACUAUUAUUGUUCCCACCUCGGGCGGCUUACCCAGUCUAGCCUCGCUGUUGUCUGCGAGGGAAAAGACACCAUUUGACUGCGCACUUGUUCCACCCACUAUCAUUGGCGAGAUAGCAAAAGACUCGAAAGCUCUCGAAUACUGUAGCACUCAUCUAGAUCACAUUAUGUAUGUUGGAGGUGAUGUACCCCAGCUGAUGGGUAAUGUAGUGGCUGCUCAGAUGCCUCUCAUGAAUGGAUAUGGUGCAUCGGAAACAGGACUUUUGAAUGUAAUUCACUCGUCUGACCGGGAUCCCAAGACAGAUUGGCGUUACCUCAAUUUCCAUCCAGAUCUUGGGAUCGAGAUGCAGCACGUCUCUGGGGAUGAGUAUGAGGCAGUGAUGGUGCGUGGUCCAUCAAGUGAAGCUCAUCAAUGCCCCUUUGUUCUUUUCCCAGAUCUCCAGGAGUAUCAUACCAAGGAUCUCAUGAUCCGCCAUCCUACAAAACCAGACCUUUGGCGCCCAUGUGCUCGUCUUGAUGAUGUGAUUGUUUUCCUUAAUGGAGAGAAAACCAAUCCUGUUUCCAUGGAGCACCAUAUCGUGGCUGUGAACCCAGGAGUAACCGGCUGUCUGGUGGUCGGUGCACAGCGCUUCCAGGCUGCUCUUAUUGUUGAGAUCGGUGGUGAGUCUCUCAGUGUGAAUGACCGCGCCGCAAUGAUCGAUUGGCUCUGGCCUAGUAUCGAGGAGGCGAAUAGUGUAUGCCCUGCCCAUGCCCGAAUUGUCAAGAGCCACAUUCUUUUUAGCUCGCCUGAAAAGCCAAUGCCUCGUUCAGGAAAGGGCACCGUGCAACGUGCUAUGACGCUCAAACUUUAUAAGCAAGAAAUUGAGAAUCUCUAUCAGGAUGCGGAUAAGCUAUCUGAGUUUGAUGCUACUCAAUUGCCCGGCCCGGGGGGAGUAGAUGACGCCACAAAGGUGGCCGAAUUUAUCAAGACUUCUAUCCUGGCUGUCACAAACUGGAGCGCAGAGAAGCUAACAGACGAAGAAAAUUGGUUCAACCUUGGUCUUGACUCUCUGCAGACCAUCACUGCUACCCGUAUCCUCAGAAAUGGUCUGAAAAUUCCAACACUUUCUCCGAAUUUGAUUUACCUGAAUCCAACGCUGGCUGGUCUUACCCAUGCACUGCAGAACUUCUAUAUAAACAGUGAAGAGUCUGCUAAAGCUGCCAAGCAUAAGCUUCUUCAGGAACGGGAUGAGCUAUUGCAAGAGCUUAGUGCACGAAUUGAAAUCCCCAAAGUCCAGAAGACCUCCAAUAUCUCCCCUACAGCUCAUAUAGUCAUUUUAACCGGAUCCACAGGCCAGCUGGGCACACAUCUGCUCAAUAGUCUACUGGAGAGCUCGGAAGUUGAACACAUCUACUGUCUGAACCGAGACGAGAAUGCGCGCGACCGCCAGUUUGAACGCGGAGCUUCUUAUGGACUGGCUCCAGUGGACGAAGGGCGUGUUGUUUUCUGGAAAGCCGAUAUCAGCCAGGUGAAUCUAGGAUUGCAGCCUGAUCAGCUCCAGAAGUUGCAGCAGACGGCUACCUUGGUUAUCCACAAUGCCUGGACUGUCAAUUUCAACCUCUCCUUAGCCUCAUUCAAGCCCCAACUAGAAGGUGUAGUAAAUCUUAUCAACUUUUCUGCUCAAGCCACUUCAUCCCCAAGAAUCCUCUUCGUCUCUUCUAUCAGCUCGGUUCUUGGCAAUCGGACUGCUCACGGGCUCACGCCUGAGAGUCUGAUCACUACUGAAAGUCCAGCGCCAAAUGGAUACGCCACUAGCAAGUACAUUGCUGAGCAUCUUCUCGGAUAUGCCGCUCGACGCGGUCUCAGUGGCGCUGCCUUCGCUCGUGUAGGUCAGGUAGCGGGCCCUAUCCGCUCCCCUGGCCUGUGGAAUAAAUCAGAGUGGUUCCCUAGUGUCGCUUUAAGCUCAGUACAGCUGGGCGCUGUUCCUAGUGAUCUUGGUGUAUCUCUCAGCCGCGUCGAUUGGGUUCCUAUCGACCUUCUUUCUGACAUUUUGGUUGACCUGUCCCUUCUGAACAACUCCGAGCUGAGUGUCUACCACUUAGUGAAUUUACACCCUAAGUCUUGGGAGGCACUCCAACCCGCCAUUUUAGAUGCCCUUCAGAAGGUCACCGGGAGACCCUUAGAGACCAUCCCAUUGCGAAACUGGGUUCUUCGUGUGAGAAAGGACAUCGAAUCUGCUGGCCGAGGAGGCAAAGGGCUUGAUGAGAAGAAAUUGGAGCUCCAUCUUGCUAAGAACCCAGCUGCUAAACUUUUGGAAUUCUUUGAGGCUCUGGUGACUCAGGCACAGCCGGAUGAUUUACUGGACACACAAAAGACUGCCCAGGCCAGUAAGAAGUUGGGUGAUGUCGAUUCUAUCAAGCCGGAGUGGGUCCAGAAAUGGGUUAAGGAGUGGCUGGAGUAG
Penicillium angulare is the source of this 3189-nucleotide messenger RNA. RefSeq names its product NRPS-like enzyme. The transcript has 3 exons. NCBI's taxonomy places the organism in Eukaryota, Fungi, Ascomycota, Eurotiomycetes, Eurotiales, Aspergillaceae. Bases 1 to 3189 code for a protein of 1062 amino acids. The record is from RefSeq and is a predicted model, not a curated record.